Phacochoerus africanus (Common warthog) is the source of this 5376-nucleotide messenger RNA. It is a transcript of the gene ANO5, whose product is annotated as anoctamin 5. The coding region runs from base 240 to 3410 and encodes 1056 amino acids. Lineage: Eukaryota; Metazoa; Chordata; Mammalia; Artiodactyla; Suidae. The transcript has 22 exons. The record is from RefSeq and is a predicted model, not a curated record. Gene Ontology annotation, molecular function: protein dimerization activity; chloride channel activity. Gene Ontology annotation, biological process: chloride transmembrane transport. Gene Ontology annotation, cellular component: plasma membrane.
AGGGUUCAGAGGAGGGAGAGGCGGCUGCCCGGGAGAACCAGGAGCCCUGGACGUGGGCCAGCCCUGUGGGAUGGGACCAGCCAGGACCUUGGAGCAGGGAGCUGCCGGCUCUAGAGAGCCUGGAGGCACCGGGCCCUGGGGGGGAACAGGAGGCGGUGGAGGCGGGACCAAGCAGGACAGAAGGCGGAAGCCAAGAGGAGCCAGGUGGCCGGGAGCCGGGCGGGCCGGGGGGCGGGGAGAUGGCGGCCCCCGAGGUGGAGUUCGGGAGGAGGAGAGAGAAGCAGGGAGCGAGCCUGGAAGCAGACUCCAAAGGGGAGUUGCAGGAGGGCGAGAGUAGACAGUACUCAAGGAAGCGGGGUGACCAGCAUCCCGGCACGUUCCGGGAAAGGUACUGGGAGAGGUCCCAGGAGCGCUACCGGGAGAAGUCUGUGAAGCUAAAGCUCAAGAGUAAGAUCGAGGAGAAGUAUCGGCUGGAGAAGAAGCCCAACCGGCUGAAUUUUCCGAGGCUGGGGGAAGCCGAGGACAACGAGGUUAACAAAGAAGAUUUCUUCAUCCCGACUCCGGGCCGGCGGCCCACGAUCAGAUUCAGUCUCCAGCCCAGAACUCGCCAACUGUCGCAGCUGUCCGCCUUCUGCGUCCCUUCGAACAGUGUCAUCAACGAGCUGGCGAAGAUGGGCGACCCGGAUGUCCUGGAAAUGGUGCAAGAGGAAGAGAGAAAAUCCAGUAGAGAAGCAGACCGCUGUUUUGAAAUAGCUGAGGACCUGAGCAGCAAAGAGUCCAGCUUUCUCAUCAAUGAAGAACCAGUGUCUGCAAAGCGAUACAAUUUGUUCCUGAGGCGGCGUCUUAUGUUUAAAAAAGAUGAACAAAGCAAAGAUUCUAUCUUCUUCCGGGAUGGGAUCAGGCAGAUUGAUUUUGUGCUUUCCUAUGUUGAUGACAUAAAGAAAGAAGCAGAACUGAAGGCGAUGAGAAGAAAAGAGUUUGAACAAAAUCUCAGAAAAACAGGUCUUGAGUUGGAAGUUGAAGAUAAAAUGAACUCUGAAGACGGAAGAACUUAUUUUGUGAAGAUCCAUGCCCCUUGGGAGGUAUUAGUUACUUAUGCUGAAGUGUUGGGAAUCAAAAUGCCUAUUAAGGAGAGUGAUAUUCCCCGAGUCCAGAGAUUGCCUUUUAGCUGUGUGCUCGGGCCUCUGAAGCUCCCCAAGAACGUGAAGCAUCCGCAUCCCGAAUAUUUCACUGCCCAGUUCACCAGACAUCGGCAGGAGCUCUUCCUCAUUGAAAAUGAAUCAAGCUUCUUUCCAUCCUCAGCAAGAAACAGAAUUGUUUAUUAUAUUCUCUCACGGUGUCCUUUUGGCAUAGAAGAUGGGAAGAAAAGGUUUGGGAUUGAAAGACUGCUAAAUUCUCACACUUAUUCAGCUGCCUUUCCACUCCAUGAUGGUCAAUACUGGAAGCCAUCAGAACCUCCUAAUCCUGUCAAUGAAAGGUACAUACUUUGCCAGAACUGGGCUCGGUUUUCCUAUUUUUACAAGGAGCAGCCUUUUAAUUUGAUUAGGGAUUAUUAUGGAGAAAAAAUUGGCAUCUAUUUUGUCUUUCUUGGAUUUUACACAGAAAUGCUAUUUUUUGCAGCAAUAGUUGGCUUAGUUUGUUUUAUUUAUGGCUUAUUCUCAAUGCAUGAUAACUUAAGCAGCACUGAGAUCUGUGACCCUGAGAUUGGAGGUCAGAUUAUCAUGUGCCCACUCUGUGAUCUGAUGUGUGACUAUUGGAGACUCAAUUCCACGUGUUUGGCUUCAAAGUUCUCCCACUUAUUUGACAAUGAGUCAACAGUGUUCUUUGCAAUAUUCAUGGGAAUUUGGGUCACAUUAUUUUUGGAGUUUUGGAAACAGCGACAAGCCAGACUAGAAUAUGAGUGGGACCUGGUGGACUUUGAAGAGGAGCAGCAGCAGCUUCAGCUGAGACCUGAAUUUGAAGCUAUGUGUACACACAGGAAAAUGAAUCCAGUGACUAAGGAGAUGGAACCUUAUUUGCCUCUGUGUAACAGUAUCCCAUGGUACUUUUUAUCGGGAGCCACCGUGACAUUAUGGAUGUCUCUGGUCGUCGCGUGCAUGGUGGCUAUGAUUGUAUACCGCCUGUCAGUCUUUGCUACAUUUGCUAGCUUCAUGGAAAGUGAAGCAUCCUUAAAGCAAGUCAAAAGUGUCCUCACUCCCCAGAUAACCACAUCUCUCACUGGGUCAUGUUUGAACUUCAUUGUCAUCUUGAUCUUGAAUUUCUUUUAUGAAAGGAUAUCAGCCUGGAUUACAAAAAUGGAGAUUCCUCGAACUCACCAGGAGUAUGAAAGCAGUCUUACCUUGAAAAUGUUCCUGUUUCAGUUUGUAAAUUUUUACUCGUCCUGCUUCUACGUCGCUUUCUUUAAAGGGAAGUUCGUGGGCUAUCCCGGAAAAUAUACAUAUUUGUUUAACGUGUGGAGAAGUGAAGAGUGUGAUCCUGCAGGCUGUCUAAUAGAAUUGACAACUCAGUUGAUCAUCAUAAUGACUGGGAAACAGAUCUUUGGAAAUGUUAAGGAAGCCAUUUAUCCCUUGAUUCUGAAUUGGUGGAGACGCCGAAAAGCUCGAACCAACUCGGAAAAGCUAUACAGUCGAUGGGAGCAGGACCAUGACCUUGAAACUUUUGGUUCUCUUGGGCUAUUCUAUGAGUACUUGGAAACAGUUAUCCAGUUUGGAUUUGUCACAUUAUUUGUGGCCUCUUUUCCUUUGGCUCCUCUUCUUGCUCUCUUGAAUAACAUUAUAGAGAUUCGAGUGGAUGCCUGGAAGCUUACUACUCAGUACAGGAGACCUGUAGCUGCUAAGGCUCAUAGCAUAGGUGUUUGGCAAGACAUUCUUUAUGGAAUGGCUGUCCUUUCUGUUGCAACUAAUGCUUUUAUUGUUGCAUUUACAUCAGACAUGAUUCCCCGUUUAGUUUACUACUAUGCCUACUCAACCGAAACCAUGCAGCCAAUGAAAGGGUAUGUCAACAACAGCCUGUCAACAUUCCUGAUAGCCGAUUUUCCAAACUACACUGUACCUUCAGAGAAGCGAGACUUCACCACAUGCAGGUACAGAGAUUACAGAAAUCCUCCUGACCACGAGGACAAAUACUUUCAUAAUAUGCAGUACUGGCACGUCCUUGCUGCCAAGAUGACAUUCAUCAUCAUUAUGGAGCACGUUGUGUUUUUAGUGAAAUUUUUGUUGGCCUGGAUGAUCCCUGAUGUUCCAAAAGAUGUUCUGGAAAGAAUCAAGCGAGAAAAGUUAAUGACUGUCAAAAUUCUCCAUGAUUUUGAGCUUAACAAACUAAAAGAGAACUUGAGGAUUAAUUCAAGUGAAUUUGCCAAGCAUGUCAUUAUUCAGGAAAACAAAGUACAUCUUGCUAAAUCAUCAGUCUAAUCAACAUAACGAGCAAGCAGCUAGUUGCCUAUCUGGCUUCAUGAUUUUCCCUGGGUUUGGGGCCAGAAGUCAGAAGCCAUGUGUCACUUGUACCCUUUCUUCUUUUUUUUUUUUUUUUCAACUCAAAAUUCUUGUAUAGUUUUAUAGAGAUCACUUAGUAGAGGUUGGAAGAAUACCUUUUGUCUGCUUCAUUGGCUGGGCCCUCCCCAGGUAUCAUUUUCUGAGGUUCUGUAAAUGAUUGUUAAAUGUAUGUGUGAAAUCAGAAUAUUGGAAAAUCAUGGGAUGUUACAGUUUAAAAGUAAACACUGGGUAUGGGCUGUCCCAUCACCUUCCAGUGCAGCUGCACAUUUUCUUGGUUUUCUUUCUAUGGGUUAUUUUGUAUCUCCUUCCCAUCAAAAAAAGAAGAGGUCUACUGAACCAUACAUAUAUCCUGCCAUUUUAGACUAUGCAGAUGAAAAACCAGAAUCAGAUGACAUAAGAAAACUCACAUAUUAAAAAUAUUGGUUAAAAUAUAUUUGUUCCCCAAGUCAUCCUGCAUAAGGUAAAUUUCCAUCAGAAUUCCAAAUAGUCCUUCCAGGUAAAUACAAAAUUGAUUUUUCAAGAGAUUGAACAUUUGGAUUUCAGUAAAAGACUUAACAACUCAGUUCUUUUUAUAUAACAUUUUGGUAAAAAAUUGUUUUAAGACUGGACUGUCUUAUCUGGGAAAUAGCAUUGAGAAGGUGUUAGAUUGUUUCAGCCCUUCAAGUAAAUGAAAGGUAUUAUAGAGGAAUUAAUGUAUCUUCCUAGUAAUUAGUGAUUGAUAGACAAUGUAUGUUGAUUAAUUUAUUGACUUCAAUCUAAAAAAAUUGUUGAUUUUUUAAAAUCAUUUUUCUUCCACAAUGUCUCUUUUGCAUCAUGAAGCCUAGUUGAGCAUUAACUAUUUGUAUCAGUUAGGUACAAGUUGUUUAUGAAAUUUUAUCUUGUUUAAAGUAGUCUCAAAUCUUUUCAUGAGUUUACAGUCUUUUCUAUUGAUACACCUCUGUACAGUACUCAGUGCCUUGUUCCUAUGCCUUUGACCCACAAGAUGUGGUUGUACUGGUGAUUUGAUGUGAUAUAACAUCUCAGAUGUGAGCUUGCUUUAGAGAAAUUAUAAGUUUAACAUCAAUAACAGAGUUUAACACCAAAUGUGGAUCCAAGUAAAAAUGAGGUGAUGGAUUUGAUAUCUGAGUAAAAAAUGCAUAUACGUAUUUUUCAAAUUAUUUCUCUCAUACUUAGGCCUAUGGAACAGGUACCCCAGUUCUUGUUUUUCUUUCCCUUAACAAUACUUAGUAUAUAUUUUAACACCAUAGAGACAUGCAGUUUAAUUAUAUAACAUUUAAAUCUCUAGUUUCAAAUUACAUUUCAGUUUCAAAAGAAUAGUGUUUGUUAAUUGUACACAAAAGAAGAAACCUUAUUACAAGAUUUUUUUAAAAAGUGAUAUUUCAUUAUUUGAUCCUAAUAUGUUUUUUACAAAAUUUUCAGUAUUAAGUGUAUGGCAGAUAGUAUUAACUAGUGAUCAAUAUUAAACAUUUAGAACUGAGGAUUAUGAAUUUUAUGAAACCAUGAGACAGUUACCCCAAUAUUGGCAGUAAUGAUUUGUCAUCCACUAGGUCAAUUUUAUGAACAUUUUUUGCAUAAUUUGAAAUGAUCUCACUAUUAAAGGAUGAUUUCACAUGUGAAGGAGACAUAUGUUCUUGCUUGAGAGAAACAGUCAGUGUUAACUAUGAAAUUAGCCACAGAUGCAGUAUCUUUGGCUUGUCAAAUCAAACUCUAUGUUACUAAGAUGUUGUACAUUUUGCAUAGCUCAUAUUGUUUCCUUCCUGGGUGCUAAUAAAAAUAAGGAAGAGCAUGGAAAUUGGUUUCUUGGAUAUAAGUUUUAAUUUUUAUGGCUUAAUGUUGUUUAUAGAGCUAGACUGUAAGAUAAAUAAAGACAAAUUUAAUUCAUGAA